Bemisia tabaci is the source of this 755-nucleotide messenger RNA. The record is from RefSeq and is a predicted model, not a curated record. NCBI's taxonomy places the organism in Eukaryota, Metazoa, Arthropoda, Insecta, Hemiptera, Aleyrodidae.
UUGAAUGAAAGUAAAAGUUAUCAGACAAAUGCUCAGGCCGGUGUUCUUAAACAGUUUACACGUUGUGCGUAAGUUAUGUUGUGGUUAUUCGACACAUCACGGUGUAGUAUGUAGUUGAUGAAAAUCUCCCGAGAAGACUCAUCGAAGUUGAAAUUUCUUUUUUUAAUAGCUCUCAAUGCCCCAAAAUAUUACAAUGGAAUGAUAACAGAAAUUAUGUUGUUUCAGGGAGUGUUGCAUUUUAUUCUUUCGGCUAUUAUUUUAUGCCUCUUCAUUCUGGGAGUAUAUCCAAAUAGGGACUACGAGUACGUCUCAGAGGAAGACUAUCCACACUUUAAAAUCAUCAGAGCAGCAAUGGAAAAGCACAAAAUAAUUCCGGACCUUCAUAAAUUGUUUACGUUUUACACGGUUCAGACCAAAUUCAUGAAUGGGAGCAAGUCCGCACAAAUGGGGAACGAGCUCUCAAAAGAGGACACACAAGAGCCUCCGCACAUCGGUUAUUGCCAUGACGAUGAUGCUUACUAUACCAUCAUACUGUCAGGUAGUAGUGUGAACUACGAAGUAACAAAGAAUAAGUCAUAUUUCUUUUCGCAGCUUUUAUAAAAAAAAUGGAGAUUUUUUAAAAUUCAGUUUUCAGAAUGAGCAUAUCUCAGACAACUGUUAAUUGUCAACCAUUUGCAAGCGGCAAAUCUCAUUGUUCCGAAUCGACAUAGUGAAGUUGUCAUUAUUAAAGGACUUGUCGGCUUGUUGCGCCUUGA